AUGGACGCGGGCUUUCUAGAAGCGCUGGUGAAGGCGGGGAGCAUGAUCCUCGUGUCGGAGAUAGGCGACAAAACCUUCUUCGUUGCAGCGCUCCUCGCCAUGCGCCAGCCGCGGCGCUGGGUGCUUCUUGGCUCGCUCUGUGCUCUGUGGUUGAUGACCAUCAUCUCUUCCCUCUUUGGCUGGGCUGCUCCUAACCUCCUGCCGCGGGCGUGGACGCAUGUGAGCACGACGCUGCUCUUCUUCCUCUUCGGCCUGCGCUCCCUCUGGGACGGCCUCACCAUGGACGCCGCCAGGGUGUCGGAGGAGCUCAAGGAGGUGGAGCAAGAACUGGACAAGGCCACCAUAGCUGCUGCCACGGCAAGUGCUCCACCCUCCACUACAGCACCACCAUCUCAACACAAGGUCAUGAUUUCAUAUCCCGUGAACAGAGUGUUUUCUCCUCACGUGCUCCCGUCCUCCUCCUCUCGUGCCCCUCGUCCUAUGUUCCUCACCCUCAGCCUCUGUGCCCCCAUCCCCUACUCUCCCGCCAGCAUCCCUACUCUCCCGCCAGCAUCCCUACUCUCCCGCCAGCAUCCCUACUCCCCCGCCAGCAUCCCCACUCAUCUGAUCUCUGCCACACCCACAUCCCCCUCCCUCUCCAUCCAACAACCCUACUACCCACGCCUUGCUGCUCACACUACCACUCCCCUUCUCUCCCUCUCCGACAACGGGGUGAAUGGGGGCGGGCACGAGGGGAGCAUGAACGGGGUGGGGGCGCAGGGCGAGGAGGAGAGCAAGCAGCGCAAGGCGCAGAGGCUGGCGUGGCACCGCUUCUUCUCCCCCGCAUUCCUGCAGGCCUUCUCCCUGGUGUUUCUUGGGGAGUGGGGCGACAAGAGCCAGCUGGCAACAAUAGGCCUAGCAUCAGAGGCCAGCGUGUGGGGCGUUGCACUCGGCGGGUGCAUAGGCCAUGCGGUGUGCUCAGGAGCAGCAGUGAUGGGGGGACGGCAUCUGGCCUCUCGGAUAUCAGAGCGCACGGUUGCACUGUGUGCCGGUGUGCUAUUUCUUCUCUUUGGCGUGCAAGCCUUGCUGCAUGGCAGCAUGGCUGCUUGA
Messenger RNA from Closterium sp. Naga37s-1, 1089 nucleotides. Lineage: Eukaryota; Viridiplantae; Streptophyta; Zygnematophyceae; Desmidiales; Closteriaceae. The record is from the annotation of a GenBank genome assembly.